AUGCAUGAUUAUUUUAAAAAUUUUGAUCAUCUUAAAGACAAAACUAAGGAUAAACUUGAAGAUAAGAAAUACUGUGAAUACGUUUCUGCGAUUGCGUCCCUGUAUAAAGAUUAUUUAAGUGAAUGCUGCACGUAUUUUUUCUUUGGUCAUCAUUGGGAUCAUUGUGCAAACUUUUUUAAAUGUGAUAAAGAUUUAAAUCCUUAUAAAUUACUUAAGGAAUUUAACUGCGGUGGUGAAUUCCUACCUCAAUAUCCAGAAAGUUUAGUACAAUCAUUAAUUAUUGAUCGGAGUGUCAUACUUAGAAGUCGAAAGAUAGGAUGCAGAGGAUUAACAUGUGAUCCUUUUUACAUGACUAUAUUGUUUGCUUUCUUAGUUUUGGGAAUAUUCUAUCUAUCCUUUUUCCUUUACAAAUUUACUCCUUUAGGAUCAAUGGUUAAUAGGAAAGAACGAAAGAAACAGGAAAUGAAUCGUUAUUUUGAGGAAAAGGAUGAACAUAAACCGCCACCUAAAAAGUUGCAACAAGGUCAAGCGAAUGCAUCAAAGAAAAGAAUCAAAAUAGCUUAUAAUCCUACGUGA
Plasmodium cynomolgi strain B is the source of this 576-nucleotide messenger RNA. RefSeq lists its product as hypothetical. The transcript has 2 exons. The record is from RefSeq and is a predicted model, not a curated record. Bases 1 to 576 code for a protein of 191 amino acids. Lineage: Eukaryota; Apicomplexa; Aconoidasida; Haemosporida; Plasmodiidae.